Acaulospora morrowiae is the source of this 261-nucleotide messenger RNA. Lineage: Eukaryota; Fungi; Glomeromycota; Glomeromycetes; Diversisporales; Acaulosporaceae. The record is from the annotation of a GenBank genome assembly.
AUGUCUAUGCUAGAAUUUAAAGAUGAAGAUGUUCCCUCAACUAUUAGAGAUGAAAAUAAUUAUCGUUGGAUUGAUGCUACUGGUAUAACAGUCAAUGACUGCAACUUAUGUUUAAAGUGUAUUCUACAAGCAUUAUAUGAAAUUUUAGACGGCAAAGAAAAUAAAACUAGCAAAGACCUCGACAACAUAAACCUUUUGCUAAUCCUUCUGCAAAAACAUACUUUAGUACCUUCACGUUUGAAAUGGCCAGGGAAAUUUUAA